Molecule: messenger RNA, 6498 nt
Organism: Leptonychotes weddellii (Weddell seal)
Lineage: Eukaryota; Metazoa; Chordata; Mammalia; Carnivora; Phocidae
Source: RefSeq, a predicted model, not a curated record
GCCGAGGGCGGGGCGCGGGCUGGUCCGGGGCGGCCGCGGCUCCAUGGGGCUCUUGGGGCUGCUGAGCCUGCUGCACUCGGCCUUCUUCGGGGACCAGGCGCUGCAGGAGCUGAAGAUGGCGAGCUCCGUGGCACCCUACGAGCAGCUGGUGCGGCAGGUGGAGGCCCUGAAGGCCGAGAACAGUCACCUGAGGCAGGAGCUGCAAGACAAUUCCAGCCACCUGUCCAAGCUAGAGACGGAGACAUCCGGCAUGAAGGAGGUCCUGAAGCACUUACAGGGCAAGCUGGAACAGGAGGCUGGAGUGCUGGUGUCCUUGGGGCAGACCGAGGUCCUGGAGCAGCUGAAAGCCCUGCAGAUGGACAUGACCAGCCUGUACAAACUCAAGUCCCAGUCCCCAGCCCUAGGCCCCGAGCCCACUGCGCGGACCCCCGAAGAAAGUCCCGUCCACGGCUCUGGGCCCUCUAAGGACAGCUCUGGGGAGCUGAGCCGGGCUACCAUCCGGCUGCUGGAGGAACUGGACCGGGAACGGUGCUUCCUGUUGAACGAGAUCGAGAAGGAGGAGAAGGAGAAGCUCUGGUAUUACUCACAGCUGCAGGGCCUGUCCAAGCGCCUGGACGAGCUCCCGCACGUGGAGACGUUCUCGAUGCAGAUGGACCUGAUCCGGCAGCAGCUGGAGUUCGAGGCCCAGCACAUCCGCUCGCUGAUGGAGGAGCGCUUCGGCACCUCGGACGAGAUGGUGCAGCGGGCGCAGAUCCGCGCUUCGCGUCUGGAGCAAAUCGAUCAGGAACUGCUGUCCGCGCAGGACCGCGUGCAACAGACCGAGCCCCAGGCCCUGCUGGCGGUGAAGUCAGUGCCGGUGGAUGAGGACCCAGAGCCUGAGGUCCCCACGCACCCUGAGGAUGGCGUCCCUCAGCCGGGCAACAGCAAGGUGGAGGUGGUCUUCUGGUUGCUGUCCAUGCUGGCGACGCGCGACCAGGAGGACACGGCCCGCACCCUGCUGGCGAUGUCCAGCUCGCCGGAGAGCUGCGUGGCUAUGCGCCGCUCGGGGUGCCUGCCGCUGCUGCUGCAGAUCCUGCACGGCGCCGAGGCUGGCGCUGGGGGUCGGAACGGGAGCCCCGGGGCGCCGGGAGCCAAGGAUGCGCGCAUGCGCGCCAACGCGGCGCUGCACAACAUUGUCUUCUCGCAGCCGGACCAGGGCCUGGCGCGCAAGGAGAUGCGCGUCCUGCACGUGCUGGAGCAGAUCCGGGCCUACUGUGAGACGUGCUGGGACUGGCUGCAGGCCAGGGACGGCGCCGAAGGCGGCAACGGCGCCGCCCCGGUGCCCAUUGAGCCUCAGAUCUGCCAGGCCACCUGCGCCGUGAUGAAGCUGUCCUUUGAUGAGGAAUACCGCCGUGCCAUGAACGAGCUGGGUGGGCUGCAGGCCGUAGCGGACUUGCUGCAGGUUGACUACGAGAUGCACAAGAUGACGCGGGACCCGCUCAACCUCGCCCUACGCCGAUACGCUGGCAUGACCCUCACCAACCUCACCUUUGGGGAUGUCGCCAACAAGGCCACGCUGUGUGCCCGCCGGGGCUGCAUGGAGGCCAUUGUGGCCCAGCUGGCUUCUGAGAGCGAAGAGCUCCACCAGGUGGUGUCCAGCAUCCUGCGCAACCUGUCCUGGCGGGCCGACAUCAACAGCAAGAAGGUGCUGAGGGAGGUCGGCAGCAUGACUGCUCUGAUGCAGUGUGUUCUGCGAGCCUCCAAGGAGUCUACCCUGAAGAGCGUGCUCAGCGCCCUGUGGAACCUGUCAGCACACAGCACUGAGAACAAGGCGGCCAUCUGUCAGGUGGACGGCGCGCUGGGCUUCCUGGUGAGCACGCUGACCUACAAGUGCCAGAGCAACUCCCUGGCCAUCAUCGAGAGCGGCGGCGGCAUCCUGCGCAAUGUGUCCAGCCUCAUCGCCACCCGCGAGGACUACAGUGGCUCCGCGGUGCCCAGGCGCCGGCUGCAGGCAUCAGGCCCACGGCGCCGCAAGCCCCAGGCUGCCCAGCCGGACAAGCGGCCAGCAGAGGCGCUCCGGGAGCGCGGGGACGAGGCGGCGAGCUCAGACCAUGCCUCAGACCUUGACAGCGUCGAGUGGCGUGCCAUCCAGGAGGGCGCCAACUCCAUUGUCACGUGGCUGCACCAGGCAGCGGCGGCGGCCACCCACGAGGCCUCGUCUGGGUCUGACUCGAUCCUGUCCGGGUCCGGGCUGUCCGGGAGCUCCACCCUGCAGCCCCCCCUGCACAGGAAGGGACGGCGGCUGCAGGCGGGGGGCCCGGCGGGCAGCACCGCGAGGCCGGAGAAACGGGACUCGGGCCUGGCCCAGCACAGCACCAGGGGCCCCGAGAAGCUGCGCGGAGCUCAGAAGACCGCGUGCAGGGUGCCGGCCGUGCUCCGGGGACGGACCGUGAUCUACGUGCCCAGCCCGGCCCCCCGGGCCCCGCCCAGAGGCCACGCUGGCACCUGCAUGGCACCAAGGAAGAUGGCACCCCCGGGUCCUGCGCAGCCAGCAGCCCCCGCCAAAACCCCCAGCCCCGGGCAGCAGCGGUCUCGAAGCCUGCACCGGCCAGGCAAGAUCUCGGAGCUGGCGGCGCUGAGCCCUCCUCAGAGGAGCGCCACACCGCCCGCCCGCCUGGCCAAGGCCCCCUCAUCCGGCUCCUCCCCGGCCUCUCCAGCCUCCCAGCCCCCUACGAGGAGGCCGCCCCCGGGCGCCCAGGCCGCAGGGCCCCUCCCCGGCCCCAGGGCAUCUCUGGUGCCCCAAACACCCACACGGGCCUUGCUGUCCAAGCAGCACAAGACACAGAAGUCGCCUGUGCGGAUCCCCUUCAUGCAGAGGCCAGCCAGGCGGGGGCCGCCACCCCUGGCCAGGGCAGCCCCAGAGCCAGGCCCCCGGGGCCGGGCAGCAGCUGAAGGAAGCCCUGGCGCCCGAGGGGGCCGCCUGGGCCUGGUGCGCGUGGCCUCUGCCCGCUCCAGCGGCAGCGAGUCCUCCGACCGCUCGGGUUUCCGGCGGCAGCUGACCUUCAUCAAGGAGUCCCCGGGCCUGCUGCGCCGCCGCCGAUCGGAACUGUCCGCCCCCGAGGCCGCGCCCCCCGCCUCCCAGGGCGGCUCACCCCGCCGCAGUCGACCCGCGCUGCCUGCUGUCUUCCUGUGCUCCUCUCGCUGCGACGAGCUGCGGGCAACCCCCCGGCAGGUUCCGGUCCCCCAGCGAGCCCCCGUGGCCAGGCCCAGUCCCAGCGAGCGGCCGGCCCGGCGCCCCAGCUCCGAGGGUCCGUCCCGCCUGCCUGUCCGCACCCCGGCCGCACGGCCCGAGACGGUCAAGCGCUACGCCUCCCUGCCGCACAUCAGCGUGGCCCGCAGGCCCGACGCGGCUGCCCCCGGGCCCACCAGCGACGCUGCCCGACGCAGCAGCGAUGGGGAGGCCCGGCCACUGCCAAGGGUGGCGGCGCCGGGCACCACGUGGCGUCGCAUCCGGGACGAGGACGUUCCACACAUCCUGCGGAGCACGCUGCCCGCCACUGCCCUGCCACUGAUGGGCGCCCCGUCUGAGGACGGCCCCAGCGGCCCCCCACAGCGCAAGACCAGCGAUGCCGUGGUCCAGACGGAGGACUUUGCUGCCGCUAAGACCAACUCCAGCACGUCUCCGAGCCUGGAAAGCAGGGCCCCCCCCCAGGCCCCGGUCAGCGGCCCCACUGCCCUCCUUGGCAGCGAUGUGGACGGGCCCGGUCCCACCAAGGCGCCCACCUCGGCUCCCUUUGUCCAUGAGGGCCUGGGGGUGGCUGCAGGGGGCUUUCCUGCCAGCCGGCAUGGCUCCCCCAGCCGCUCAGCCCGUGUCUCCCCCUUCAACUAUGUGCCCAGCCCCAUGGUGGCGGCCACCACUGACUUGGCUGCAGAGAAAGCCCCCACCGCUGCCCCCGCCAGCCUCCUGGAAUAGUGGCCAGGGCCCGCCUUCUAGAACAUCCUUUCCAGGCCAAGGGCUGGUCUGGCUGCCUGGAGGGUGGUUCCACGGUCCAUCUACCCACCAGAGCCCGCGCCCUUGGAGCCCCACUGCAGCCUGAACUGGCCUCACAUCUCACGCAUAGACGCUUGCUUCCGUGCUGUGGGGGCUCUGGAGGGAACAGGGCUGCCGGCUGGACCUCCAGUCCCAGCCUGGAGUGCGCACAGCGAGGCCGUCUGGCCCCAGCCUGGCCCCCACGCAGAGACCACCCUCUGCAGCACGCUCCAGGGCCCCGAGCUCCGCUGGGCCCAAGCCUCAGCAAGCCCCUCCCAUGUCAGGAGCCACAGGAAGGUGACAGCCCGCCCGAGGUGGGGGACAGGGCUGGGGAGGGUGGCCCCAUUAAGCAAGCGCCUGCCAGCUGGGGGCCAGCCUACACGGGGACAAAGCCUAUAAUUUUGGAGGCCCGGUAAUUGGUUAAUGAUGGCUUUGUGGGUUUGUUUGCCUUCUCAGCCCCAGCUGGGGAGUGUGGGGGUAGGGAGCGGCUGAGCCCGACUCAAAGCCCCCGCCCCAGACAGCGCCGCCUAGGGAGGCGGAGCAGCCUGGACGAACAGGGACAGGCUGGUGCGUCAGCGGCAGGCGCAGACAGAGCCCUGGCCGGGGGAAGGGGGGCCCCGGAGCUGGGCACGGUACAGUGGGACGGAGGUCCAGGCGCGUCGCAGGGCGACCCUCCGGGGGUUGUGCGGGUGCUGGGACGACGCCAGGGUCUGCGAGCACACCUGUGGGAGGAAGCGUGUGGAGGGAUGUACCCGAAGGCGGCCGCCGGCUUUUCGAUUCCCUUCUCCUUCGCCCCACACACAGCGCUGGGCUCCCCGGGCUCUGCGCCAGGCGCACCAUCUCCGCCUUGGGACAGCACUGCAGCAGUGGGCGCGGGGGAUGCUGACCACUGGGUGCUAGACUCGGACAGACGGAGGGACAGCGAACCCCGAGGCCUCACUUCUUCCCCUCCCGCCGCCAGGCCGCUCAGGGGCCGUGCGCGCACGUGUUCGGGGUCAGCUCCAAGGGCACCUCCUUGCAGAAAGAGCCAACGACCUCUUUCCUGCGCACGGAGGCUCUGGGGAGCAGCUGCUCUCGGCAAGCGGGUCUGCCCUGACAGCCGCCGCGCCCGAGCCAAUGCUCCGGCAGACAGGACGCGGCCACCUAAGUCCCUCUCUGGAGGAGGCGCGCAUGGCGAGGCCCACCCGCAGACACCACCGUCCCGCCCCAUUACCCGAAGUGUUUCCUGUGGCUGACCGUCCCCACGGGAAACCCUCGUGAGCCGUGCUGAUCCCAGACCCCACGGACACCCUGCUGCUGUCAUGUUGCAUCACCAACGCCCCAUCCCGUGUGACGGGAGCCGGGGCCCGGCCGGAGAGGGCCCACGGGCAGGAGGCAGGGUGGCCAGCAGCAGAGGCGGUGACGGUGGCUGAGCCAGCUGCGAACGGCCACAGCCCGCCCCUGAGGACACACCAGAGUGUCUCAGACUCUUCUCAGAAACCGCCAGUCCCGGUCCCCACUGUAGCCUGGAGGGCUGGGACUGGGGCUCCUCCAAGCUCCUUUCUGGAUUUGGGGACUGCCAGACAUCGUGCUUGCAUCUCCAUGGGGCAGGUGCUCCCGCGACGGCCUGGGGGGGAGGGAAGCAGCAGCGGACCCACCACCAGCUCAUCCGGCCAUGGGGCCCACAGCUUCGUGCACUGUGAGACCCUGGGCAGUGCUUCCGCCGCUCUGUGCCUCAGUUUCCCCCACGUGGGCCGUGGGGAGAACUCCCAGAGCUACCUCUUGGGCGAGUGGAGAGACCACCACGCCCGGGGGAGAGACCUGUGCUUCCGGACCCUCCCUCGCUGCUGCCUCCGCCCAUCUGGCCGCGGGCAUAUCGUCUCCACGGGCAGGGCAGGAGGGCAGCUCCACCUCGGCAGCACCCCGGGGGCUCAUGUCCCGUCCACGCCCGGCAGCCACUUUUGCCUUUCCCAGCCCCUGGUGGGGGCACAGCCACACCUCAUCAUCCAGCCUGCGCAGGCGGCGGCAGGUGGCGGCCACCGACAAUCAACCUGAGUCGGGAGCUGGACGCCUGAGGUCUCAGGACCCGAAGGACCAACCAAGCCACCUGCCAAGGGAACCGUGAAGGGCCCCUCCGCCUCUGGAGCCCUCCUGGGGCAAGCCCGACGGGGACGCCUGGGAGCCCAGGCCUGGGACUUUGGACCCCGGGCCGGACGGACACCACCACUAGCUGGGUGCUGAAUUUGGGGCUACCCGCUGGCGUGGCAUUACCUCACCCCUGCUGCCCCCCACCCGUCACCCGGCUGGCGGCCACACGCCCCCGGCCCGAGCCUGGCCGACUGGGUCUGUCCCCUGCAUCUCUGCUCGUCUCUGCAGCACUACAGGACCUCUGUAAAUACAGCCCCAGCUGCCCCCACUAACCACACAGCCAUCGUCUGGCCGAAGGAACCCGCGGAACCAGGCGUCUUACGCGCACCUUUAAUAAACCCAGCUGUCGAACCGCGCCCCGC